Molecule: messenger RNA, 2195 nt
Organism: Cebus imitator (Panamanian white-faced capuchin)
Lineage: Eukaryota; Metazoa; Chordata; Mammalia; Primates; Cebidae
Gene: IFT74
Product: intraflagellar transport 74
Exons: 20
Coding region: 324-2126 (600 amino acids)
Biological process (GO): cilium assembly; intraciliary transport involved in cilium assembly
Cellular component (GO): intraciliary transport particle B; cilium; centrosome
Molecular function (GO): beta-tubulin binding
Source: RefSeq, a predicted model, not a curated record
CUUUCCGGCCGCCCUGCUGUUUCCCACUUCUUCCAAAAAGCGCUGGAGUGAAGAAACAAACAUCCGUCCUCAACUCUCGCGAGAGCUCCGCGUGUACCCAGGGGCUGAGGCGGAGGAUUGGUCUCUCAGGAUGAAAAGCCUCCGCCAUCCCGCCCCGGUUGCCAGGAUACGCUGAAGCGCAAGGCCGCUGGUGGGUAGGCCUGAGAACCCAGAAGUGCGCGUGGGCGAACGGGUGUGCGCGGCGUCAGAAAGAACUUACAGCAUCCGCGAGCUGGGCCACCGCUCUCCCUACGCGCUGGCGGAGUGAUUAAAGUGAACAAACAAUGGCCAGCAAUCACAAAUCUUCAGCAGCUCGCCCUGUUUCACGAGGUGGAGUUGGUAUAACUGGAAGGCCUCCUUCUGGGAUACGACCCCUAUCAGGAAAUAUUCGAGUGGCAACUGCAAUGCCACCUGGGACAGCAAGGCCAGGCUCUCGUGGUGGUCCCAUAGGGACGGGUGGAGUUCUGUCUUCUCAAAUCAAAGUUGCCGAUCGUCCUGUGACACAACAAGGUUUGACUGGAAUGAAAACUGGGAUGAAAGGUCCCCAGAGGCAAAUUUUAGACAAGUCUUACUAUCUUGGACUUCUUAGAAGUAAAAUAAGUGAACUUACAACUGAAGUUAAUAGACUUCAGAAGGAAAUAGAAAUGUACAAUCAAGAGAAUUCAGUGUAUUUGUCAUAUGAAAAGAGGGCCGAGACUUUAGCUGUUGAAAUAAAAGAGUUUCAAGGACAACUAGCAGACUACAACAUGUUGGUAGAUAAACUUAAUACCAACACUGAAAUGGAAGAAGUAAUGAAUGAUUACAAUAUGCUUAAAGCUCAGAAUGAUCGAGAAACACAAAGUAUGGAUGUCAUAUUUACUGAAAGACAAGCGAAAGAGAAACAAAUGAGAAGUGUAGAAGAAGAAAUUGAACAGGAAAAACAAGCAGCAGAUGACAUUAUCAAAAAUAUGUCUCUUGAAAACCAAGUCAAGUACCUAGAGAUGAAAACCACAAAUGAGAAACUAUUACAGGAAUUAGAUACACUUCAACAACAACUGGAUUCACAGAACAUGAAAAAAGAGAGCCUGGAAGCUGAAAUAGCUCACUCCCAGGUGAAACAGGAGGCUGUAUUGCUACAUGAAAAACUUUAUGAGUUGGAGUCCCAUCGAGAUCAAAUGAUUGCAGAAGACAAAAGCAUAGGGUCUCCAAUGGAAGAGAGAGAGAAAUUACUCAAGCAGGUUAAAGAUGAUAAUCAGGAAAUAGCCAGCAUGGAAAGACAGUUAACAGAUAUAAAAGAAAAGAUGAAUCAGUUUAAUGAAGAAAUUAGACAACUUGACAUGGAUUUGGAGGAACACCAAGGUGAAAUGAACCAGAAAUACAAGGAGCUAAGAAAAAGGGAGGAAAAUAUGGACACUUUUAUUGAGACUUUUGAGGAAACAAAGAAUCAGGAACUGGAACGAAAGGCACAGAUAGAAGCCAGCAUUGUUGCGCUCUUGGAGCACUGUAGUCGAAAUAUAAAUCGUAUGAAACAGAUAUCCUUUAUCACCAAUCAAGAACUAAAGAUGAUGCAGGAUGACCUCAAUUUUAAAUCUGCUGAAGUGCAGAAAUCACAAAGUACAGCUCGGAAUUUAACUUCGGACAGUCAACGUCUGCAGUUGGAUCUGCAGAAAAUGGAGCUUCUAGAAAGUAAGAUGACUGAAGAACAACAUUCUCUAAAAAGCAAAACUAAGCAAAUGACAAGUGAUCUGGAGAUAUAUAAUGAUCUGGCAGCUUUAAAAUCAUCAGGUGAAGAAAAGAAAAAGAAAUUACAUCAGGAGAGAAUGAUAUUAUCCACCCGCAGAAAUGCCUUUAAGAAAAUAAUGGAGAAGCUAAACAUAGAAUAUGAAGCACUAAAAACACAAUUGCAAGAAAAUGAGACCCAUUCUCAGCUUACAAAUUUGGAGAGAAAGUGGCAACACCAUGAGCAAAAUAAUUUUGUGAUGAAAGAAUUCAUAGCCACCAAGAGUCAAGAGAGUGAUUACCGACCAAUUAUGAAAAAUGUGACCAAGCAGAUUGCAGAAUACAAUAAAACCAUCGUGGAUGCUUUACAUGGCACUAGUGGAAACUGAGUUUAAGUCAACUGAAAGUCUCUAAAGAAGUAUCCUCUUGCUUGUAAACCUGGUACAAAUUGACUACCA